Monomorium pharaonis (pharaoh ant) is the source of this 15438-nucleotide messenger RNA. It is a transcript of the gene Rdl, whose product is annotated as gamma-aminobutyric acid receptor subunit beta. Gene Ontology annotation, biological process: regulation of membrane potential; nervous system process; chemical synaptic transmission. The coding region runs from base 8804 to 10075 and encodes 423 amino acids. The record is from RefSeq and is a predicted model, not a curated record. Gene Ontology annotation, cellular component: synapse; neuron projection; membrane. The transcript has 9 exons. Gene Ontology annotation, molecular function: GABA-A receptor activity; extracellular ligand-gated monoatomic ion channel activity; chloride channel activity. NCBI's taxonomy places the organism in Eukaryota, Metazoa, Arthropoda, Insecta, Hymenoptera, Formicidae.
CACGGUCGUCCUACUGCCCGCCACGCAUCACACACCGUUUGCAUACGCCGCAACUGGCGGCGGCAGUAUGCUAGGCGACGUGAACAUCUCUGCGAUAUUGGACUCGUUCUCCAUCAGUUACGAUAAAAGAGUAAGGCCGAACUACGGAGGUGAGUAGAUAGACUCGACUUUCUCCAUCUUACGAUAAACGAGAUCAUUCGUGGAUUUUAUGCCAUGUGCAAAACUUGUCGAUUCGAUAAGUUUGAUAUGUUUACUCGCCUAACUGGAAUAACUUUGAUUAAUACGCGUCGGUGAGGUAAUACGAGCCGUGACAAGUUUUGCGUUCGGCACGAAGCUUUUUCCGUCUCAUUGUUUAUGAUCGUUGCACUACUUAUGUGAAUCUAAAACGUUACCUUGCAGCUAACGAAAAUGAGAGAGUUAGAUGACGAAAGAAACCAAAUAUUGACACACCGGCAAAACCAAUCAAUUGGCGGUCGAACAGAAAACCAGCAGACGACUCUUUUAAUUCCACUUCGUUCGCUGCAAGCGCAGAAAAAAGCUUUUUACGUGUGCUCGGCUAAAAAAAAAGAAAAAAAAAAUAACUGGUGCCGUAUUCCGUCCUUCAAUGCAGUGCUGAGAUAAAAGAAACUGAAGAAUAGAAGACGGUGGAUAAAUACGCACGCAGGAUUUGCCUAAAAACAUUUAAUGCACGAAAUCGAUACGAUAAAUCAAAACGUAAAAACGCAAGCUUUCGAAUUGCUGUAACAAUAGCGCGGCACAACGGCUAAAGCUCCGGCGAAACGCUCCAGGAAAUAUUUUUGACGUCGCUUAUCAUCUCCCACGUUUUGCCGUACAAAAAACGACGGGCUUUCGAGCGUACUACCGCUUCCAUAAAACAACUCUGACGGGAACAGCGCGGCAGCACGUGUACGCGAAUCGCAUCCUGUUUCCCGGUAAAGGAGUAAUUUGCAGUUUACCACGCGGCCCAACCGCCAAAACUACCGAAAAAGAAAUACCGAUAAAACGAUGCGGCAGACACGGCGCAGUUUCUAGUCGCGGAGAUAGGAACGGCACGUGACUCCCGUGAAGAUAAAAGUGUAUAAACCGCAAAGCGUUUCUCUUUUAGCUCUCGAGCAAUCCGGAGAGUGCAGAAUUGUCUGUAAUUCCGUAGAUACCGGAUUUUGCGUGAACGGCCGUUUGAAAUAAAUGCCAUCAGGCAUUUUAUCGACUGCGAGUGCGAUACGAUUUUGCGGACGAAUAAACGCGCGAUGCUUAUAAAACAUACGAAUAUUAAAGAGCCAUUAGUCCAGUUUCGAGUGAACACGCACGCCACCCGAGAGUCAGUUAGAGGCAAUUAGUGCCUGCCAGUGGACGGCCCGUCCCACUUUCGGCUCGAUAGGCCCGGCCGAAAAGUCCCCGCGCGCGCGUUUCAGCUCGGCUCGCGCUAACCGAUUAUCGAUGCCAAAGCAGCCUACGAUUAUGAUUCAUGUGCCGACAAUUCUAUACCACGACAAAGUCACAUUUUCGGGGAUGGCCUCGUGGCGGUAGGGCGGGGCUGGAGCGCUUCGAUAAAACUCGGAUCGAUGCUGGGACGCCCCACGGGUUGCCACGGGUUACCGUUAACGGCAUCUCCGCUCUCUCCGGCUACACAGAGAGACGCAGUAUCUCGCCUUCAAUUACGAUUUUGACUUUGAUUUUGUCCUCGUCACUUGGCGGCCCCCUUUGUCCCGGAUUCUAUUUCGGAACCGCACUCACACUUUCGCCUCGGUGUCACGGUGCCGCUCUAACAAUGACGUGACACCUCGGUUUCAUAUAGUUGCUCUAUUUCUCCUCCCCGAAAAAAAAAAAAGGAAUCGGGGGUUUGAUUGACCGAGAAUCGCUUUAAUUCCACAUUUCUGGAAGAAACUAAAAACGUUUGCCGAUAUUUAUUCUCGUCCUCGCAGUUAUAAUCGUUACUAUCAGGUCAGAUAUAAAAAUCGAAAAAGCGGUUGACUGAAUAAUUAAUACCUCGAAUUCGUAUGCUGUGAAGAUGGUUAAAAUUACAAAUUGCAAUUACAAAUUCUCAGCUAAUGUGCAAUAAAGUGCGGAAUAAAAUAAAAUAAACGCGCAUUCGGCAUAUUAAUAAUUAAUUACAUUCCAUGCAAUUGUUAAACAUGCAAAUCCCAUCUAUAUUAUUUUAAUAUUAUUCAAUUUAUUUAAUUUAUUCUGGCAAUCGGAAAUUGUUUCAGCGUACUGAAACAAUUGACAAUUUAUUCUAACUGGCUCUCGGUACAACAAUUAACACGCCGCAUCGUCGUAAUUGAUCGAGGUAGUGGCAAAAAUAUAUAUUUUUCUCGAUUUUCCAAGCCACAUUAAGGGAAUGCAUUAGUGAUUCGCAGUAAACUCGAGCUGACUGUCAGGCAUAAAAGACGAUCGUUUCAUUUUCCGGCGGGAUCACGUAUACAGGUUGCUAUCGGCAGAUCGCAAAAAAAGCGCAUCAAAUAUACCGUCUAGAUUCGAAUCGCCGAUAUCCGCGCAUCUCGUCGCUUCCCGCAUAUCGAUACACGGGAUCCCCGGGGGAUACGAGUUUCUAACAUUUAAAAUUUAGAUCGGUACGCGGACAUUACGGAAACGGACACGAGAAUACCGCGGACGAACGGGAUAAACCGCUUGCCGCGCUGCUCUCCUCGAUUCGUAGUGCUUCAUUGGAUAUUCCCCGGAGCGCAGCCGGAUUUUCAAACACGAGCAGCUCCACCGCCGCCACCCAAGGCCUACGUAAAAUGACAAAAUACGUGACGGGAAACUCGAAAUGUUUGCACUCCAUAAACUGGCUGUCGUAAUGAUAAACAAAAACUUUUCGCGUACGUGUUACAAAAGGAAGCACACAAAACGCUAAAACGCAACGUAGACUCGAACAGAAUUACAACAAAGAGUCAAAUUAAAACGAUGAAACUUUAUAUGUGCUUUUACAUAUUACGUGCUUAUAUUAAAUAUAACGGAUAUUUAAUAUGCUUACAUCAAAUGUAUAUUUUUCGCGUAUUCGCGAGAAGGGAAUAUCUAUUAAAAAAUGUCUAAUUUAUACUAAAAGAUAAUGUAACUCAUAUAACAUUUGUUAUACGAUAAUAACGAAUAAAAAGGAAACAAUAUACAUGUACACGUAAAACAUUCAUAGCUCAGCAAAUAUAUAUCGGUCCACGCGGGGUUGAUGACUGCGAUUUUUCGAUCCGAUGGCCGAUUAUUAAUUUUUGUUCUUUCCCAGUUGUACCACAUGUGUCUGGAAUAUUUUUAAUCUUUUUUUUUCUCCCCCCCGGAGUAUAUAUGCUCUCUCACGGACGAUCGGUUUGCACGGGCGAGGCAUACUGGCGCGUUUCAAUUAACUCGAUACCACGUCGGCCGUGCGUUUUCCAGCAUGUCGCGAGAACGUCAUUGUGAAAUAUGUGUCCCAUAUGGGAUGUUCCUCGGCUAUAGGGGCUUUAAAAACAUCCUAGAAAUGGAAAUGAAGAUAUAUCGGUCGAGUGGCGCGCGAUGGCGUUGGCAGAGCCGUUGUUUACGAGUCAACUUUAUCGCGAAAACGCCAACGUGGACACGUAUAUGCGCCUCGCAUUCCCCAACCCUUUUCCCAGCGCUGCUCCCCCCUCGGCCUCGCAACCCCGGGCCUCGGCAACCGAUUCCUUCCAUCUGCACCUGACUUUCCCCGCCCUCCUUCGCCCUCCAUCCGAAUUUUCGCCCAUAAACUUUUCCACGGUGAGAUACCGCCUGAUCGGGCGCGAUUACAUUUUUCCGCUUCGUCUUUGCGGCCGAUCAAUUCGACCGGCAGCCUCGAUUUCGUGCCUCACAUCUGGUACGGACUCUGAAAUUUUCACGAACCCUCGUCAGGUCUUUGAAUUUAGAUUUCACAAAGAUUACGGGAGAUUUAGCUUAUGUCACGUCGCAUAUUGAAAUACGUGAGCGUAAGCGAUUAUUUAUGGAUAUCCCUCUCUCACUAAAAUUCAUCAAAUUUUAUUAAAAAUUUAAAAUAAUUGCAAUCGUGGACAACACAGUUUCGAAAAAUUAUAAUCGCGCGAAAUCAGUUAGAAACAAGUUUUUUAAGAAGAAGAAAAUUAUUUGGCACAAAUAAUUUUACGACGCCUGGACUUAAUACCAAUUCAGCUUUAAAUAUGACUUAUUUCGCCUCGAUUAAGUUCAAGCGCGUAUAACAUAAACCGUACGACAGCACGAAACAUGUCACAGCGCUGCGCACAGAGAGAUUAAGCCUAUCCGCAAAACCGUCGUUAUGUAACGACGAUGACAGCCGAGCACACGUAAAUUAGCGCAUUAUUAUCGGACAUCGUCUAAUCGAAAGCGAUUACCACUUUCAGCGAUCCAUCCAACGUAGCGACCUCUCACCAACAUAUACCAUUUCGCAUUUACAGUAGACUCACAGAACGCUACCGCAUAAAAAAAAAAAAAAAAGAACGAAAGAAAGAAAGCAAAUAUAUAUUUGUGAUAAUUAACGAACAAAUGCCAUACAGUCACUCUCACCUGUGUAGCUUGGCCGCGGCCGAAAACCGGCGACUCAGUUUUACUAACCUUCGAUUUCAGGUCCUCCCGUCGAGGUGGGCGUCACCAUGUACGUCUUGAGUAUCAGCUCCCUAUCCGAAGUGAAAAUGGUACUACCUCUAGGUCUUAUUCAGUAAUUCUGCUGAAAGUUUUACUCAUUACUACUCGUUCUCGGCUAAACACAAUCCGCCCUUCUCCACUCCCCCGCCCGCCCGUCGGUUUCUUCGCCCACAAGCGAAUACCGUUCUUCUUUUUUUUUCAUAGUGCCCGUGUACUUUCAAGUCAACGAUAUUGCCGCUGAUCGUUACUGAAUUGCAAUUAGCAUUUUUUAUCCACCGACACACAUGCACAGACACACCACGUGGGAGAUUUACACGCGGCGACGACACGAGUGCGGAUGUAUAUCCGAUUCAACACUGUUGUACAUACACGCGCACACGAGUGUGUAUUCUUCCUGUGUUUUAUUCUUUUUUUAUCACAUCACCCUCGCAACGAAUGGAACAAUCAUCAUUUUCAAUUAUUCAGUUAAGUGUACAGAUCCAGGAGAUUUUUAUACCUCAUAUGCAACAUAAUUCUCACUCACUAUUUAUGUUAUGUGUGUGUUUGUAACUAUUUAAACGUGUAAACGCAUAUUCUGUUAUUCCCUUGCUUCUCGGAACGGAUACUUGAGCGUCGCGCUGACGUAUUCGGAUAAAUGAUUUAUUUCGAAAAUCAACAAAGACAACGAGAAAGAGAGAGAGAGAGAGAGAGAAACAGAGCAACGCAUGUUGAUUCUAGUGAUCGACUCUAAUGUUGAUUCCAUUAACAAUCAACAUCGUUUGCAUCUACGUGCAUCAUCUCUCAUGCUGUUCGUGCCGCCUCGACAAAUAAUUCGUUCGUGUCGUUAAUCACGCACUAAUUGGGGCGAUAAAUACUUUCCGCGAGUUCGAGUCGGCUCUACAAUAAACUACUCGUUGUUUAAUAUGUUCACUGAGGCGUGAAUUAUCUCCAUUGUCUAACGACGCUGUCGCGAUUAUUUCGCUCCGCGCACAUAACGAUUGAUUAAUUGCAAUCCUACGAGCUCGCGUUGUUUUAAUGCAACGAAAGAAAUUCAAUCAUCGGCUCAUCGAUUGGGUGCACGAGAGACAUCUCGCUCUCGUCGAUCCCCGCCAGUCGUCAUCGCAUCGAUACCGUCCUGCAUCUAUCGACACAUACGGCACCCUGACGUUGAAAUUGGUUAGCCCUUGCCAUGCGCAGAGCACCGCAUCGCUCUGGGCUAUGUGUCUCCUUUGAUGUGCCGUUCGUUUAACGACGACGUUUGGAACCGCGAAAAUCGAAUAACAGGAUUACCAAAACGAUUCAGCGCUUGCUUCGAGGACCUCGAGACCCGCCGCCACGAGGCGACGUCCAAUUUCUUGGCGCGUUGGUUCCGGGACCAAUUGAACUCAAACUAUGCAGAAGAGAACUAAUCGGUGCAGUAUCUCGCUUCUCGACGGGUAAUAACGUCUCUUAAACGAAAUAAAUGAGGAAAGAGAUUCUCACGUUUCCAUUCGAACCAAAUCAUUGAUCGAGAUUUACAUUUUUUAUUUCUUUGUCAUGUGCAUUUAGAAUAGCUGUGAAAGAAUUUUAUACCAAAAUUUUAUACCAAAACACAUGUUCAUUAAUCGCAACAUAAAUUUACGAUUACCAGACACGUGGUAAAACGCGAAAUUUCUGUCACUCAAUUAAUCGUGAGUGGGAAAUGGGUUAUUGAUCUGUUUGAUUUUAUGGCACUUUAAUGGUACUUCAUGCGGUACUUGACGUUUAGUUUUCGUUUGAUAUCUCAUCUUUGAAUAUGUGACGUCAAAAUACCCAACCAACCGACGAGCAACUUGUAGAAAGAAAAAUAACAAUCACCGUUCUUUCUAACGAUCUUCUUAUUAACGAUUUUCCCCCUUAAUUAUUCUCUCUUAACUCUUUCUUGCGUAAUAUAAAUUUUCUUUCGCCUUAAAGAAUCGGAAAAUUAUUUCACCACACAAUUUACCGGUUUACUGACGCGAAAGUAAGCGUUAUGCAAUCGCAGCAUAAAAACGCCAAUUUAAAUUUAGUAAUCCAUGUAUAAGACACGGCGCGCGCGAUGGCGAUUACGCGACGCGGUUUACCGCUCGCACUUCGAAACUACCGAAAUGAAGCUAACCGAGCUCCUAACUCACUUGAUAUAUUGUAGUACCAUGUGGCCCGUCUGCUUAUCGCGCUACCGGUUUACACUGACGUAGAGAAAUAAGUGUGCGCGUGUAUGACCUUACACGCAUCUCUCCCAUACACAUACACACAAACAUUCACGUACACACGUACACGUUUAGUAGUACGAGCAACAGAAAAAAAGAACAAGAAUAUGUAACUAAAAAAAAAAAUGGACAAAGUACUAUUUCAUAUUUCAGAUAAUAUAUACUGGCUGUCCUCGUUCCUCGCUCGGGAAACGGGGACUGUAGUUUUGGCAACUGGGAAGCAGCGGGAGACUGCGUGGCUGUGGUCGCGAAAUCGACCACAAUGUCGAAAAAAAGAGAGGCAAACAAGUAAACUCGUUCUAAAUUAUUGCGAGGUAGUUUCCGUUUAAUGCGCGCGGAAACUAGAUUUAUCUCGAAACAUAAUCUCCUAACUAGAUGUUUCGAUGUGAUUUAGGCGCGCGAAUUACAUUGGCGCGAAGCGCCAUUAUCAAAGUUUUCGACACUAACGUGAGGAUCUUGUGGUAACAGCGUGCGGAUCAAUCGAGACAAGUUUUUCCAGUUGCUCCGACUACCGUUUUCGUUUUCAGCGGGCGUGGAAAAAGUUAGCUCACUGAUUUCCUGCCUGACUUUGAGCCUGGGCUGCCCCGAACGUCACGUAGUGUUUAGAAAGAACGUGAAUGAGGAGCGUCUUUUUAUUGCUUUUCUGCUCUCCGGAAAAAUAGUAUUUUGUUCAAUACAUAUUAAACACGCACGACCGUCCCGUUAGACCGUUCUUAGACGCUCUAGCUGCUAUGCCGCGGUUGCUGAAAUGGGCUGCCGCCUGCUCUACCACUUACAAUUAUUAUUAUUCUAUGUCCCAUCACCCCCUGCCCACCGAAAGAACCCCCCCCCCUCUCUCUUUUUGCCCGACACCUCCGUCAUCUCUCUAUCGAAACACCGCACGUAUCACGCGUUUCGUGUACGAACACGCGAGAGAGAAUAAUUCCACGAUCGAUUUGCCUCCGAUCGAUUUUAUCCGUCCGAAUUCCUUCCAGCAGCUCUUUCGGUAUUUCAAGACAAUCUCCCCUCACAUCCACCCCUUAGAAGCUAAAAAUAAGAUAAAUGAAUUUCGCCCGGAAUCGACGACCGCAAUGACAAUGACAGCAAUUCAGUGUAAAGUAACGAUGUCGUUCGACGUACGUUCGACAAGACGACGCGCCGCUCUCGAUCACGGAGAGCCGUCCAGUGUAGGGCGAAAAAAACGACGAUAUAAAAAAAAAAAAAAACGAGCCAUAUUUCCCCGGGAUAUACGUACACGUAUAGCCACAACGAAUUCUAAUUGGAAUACGACGUGACGAGCGAUCGGCAAAAACAAGAUGCAAAAAGUGCAAAGAGAAGCGAAAGAGAAAGAGCGAGAGGGUGAGAGAACGAGACAAAGCAAAACUACUAUAAAGCGACGCGGUAAAAAAAAAAGAAAGUAGUAGUAAGGUAAUGUCAUACUGCUACGUGGCUGUGAUGUGUAUGUAAUUUGUAUAUAUACGUAAGAGCAUAAUGCCUAUGUAACGAGACAAGUAUGAAUGCUUCUUCUAGCUUUGGAAGGCAACGUGGCCGACGACGAGUCCUGUUGAUUUGGUUCCGUGCAGGGUGCGAGCUCUCCUCGACUUUGUCCGUUCGUGCUUUGCCUCUGGCUCACACAGUGAAUAGGCGCGCGCAUGAUUUUCUCUGAAUAAAUGAUAUUGCCGGAUUUACAUUUGAGAGGGGAGGCGGGGGAAAGGGGGUAAAAUGCCGAACGAUACGUUCGCGCGUGUCGAGCGUGCUCGCGACGUGGGGAUUCGUAUUCGCGCGGGUUUAGAUUCCUCCGAUAGGGCAUCGCGCCCCGACAUGCGAAACGCGCGUCACGGCACGCAAUGCGCGAUGCGGUAAAACGUUUCAAAAUUACUUUAGAAGCAGUCCUAAAUGCCUAAAGUGACGUGAGGCGCGCGUGAGUCAGAGGUAAAGAUAAUAUUCGUCACGUAUAACCACUGUCAUUAUUGCUGCUGUUACUAUUAUUACUGUUGUCCCUAGAUAUCUACUUAUCUCGUACGCGAUAGGGUACAUCGGUUGAUUAGAGAUUGGCGGGUAAUCACAGCGACCAAGGCCGGAUGGUUUUGUUGAUUGCAGGUCCGCCCGUGGAGGUCGGCGUCACCAUGUAUGUCCUCAGCAUCAGCUCCGUGUCCGAGGUGUUGAUGGACUUCACGUUGGAUUUUUACUUCCGACAAUUCUGGACGGAUCCACGACUCGCGUUCAAGCCGCGAGCGGGCGUCGAGACGCUCAGCGUCGGUUCAGAAUUCAUCAAGAACAUUUGGGUACCUGACACCUUCUUUGUCAACGAGAAGCAGUCGUACUUUCACAUCGCUACCACCAGCAACGAGUUCAUUCGUAUUCACCACUCGGGAAGCAUCACGCGUAGUAUACGCUUAACGAUUACAGCGUCGUGUCCCAUGAACUUGCAGUAUUUCCCGAUGGACCGACAACUGUGUCAUAUCGAGAUCGAGAGCUUCGGAUACACGAUGAGGGACAUCCGGUACAAGUGGAACGAGGGCCCAAACAGCGUCGGGGUCAGCAACGAGGUCUCCCUGCCUCAGUUCAAGGUCCUCGGUCAUCGUCAACGAGCCAUGGAGAUUAGUCUUACCACCGGGAAUUACUCGCGGCUGGCCUGCGAGAUCCAGUUCGUACGGUCGAUGGGCUACUACCUGAUCCAGAUCUACAUACCCUCAGGGCUGAUUGUCAUAAUAUCGUGGGUGAGCUUUUGGCUAAACCGAAACGCGACCCCCGCUCGGGUGGCCCUCGGAGUAACCACUGUGCUCACUAUGACGACCCUAAUGUCCUCGACGAACGCGGCGCUACCAAAGAUCUCCUACGUCAAGUCCAUCGACGUCUAUCUGGGCACCUGCUUCGUCAUGGUCUUUGCCUCGUUGCUCGAAUACGCCACGGUGGGCUACAUGGCGAAGAGGAUUCAGAUGCGGAAGAAUCGGUUCCAAAAGAUAGCCGAGAGCAUGAAGGCCGCGAGCGAAAAUCCAGGACCCCGCGUGCCCGGUGAUCACGGCGAUCACGCGCCUAAGCAAACUGAGGUGCGGUUCAAGGUGCACGACCCAAAGGCACACAGCAAAGGUGGGACACUCGAGAACACCAUAAAUGGUCGCGCCGAUGAAGAGUCGGCGGGCGCGCCGCAACAUAUUAUUCAUCCUAGCAAGGACAUCACCAAGCUCUACGGUAUGAGUAGACCAUGCAUAACGCCGUCGGACAUCGACAAGUACUCCCGCAUCGUAUUCCCAGUAUGUUUCGUUUGCUUCAAUCUGAUGUACUGGAUCAUUUACCUCCACAUCAGUGACGUGGUCGCGGACGAUCUCGUGCUACUCGAGGAGGCCAAGUAAAAACGGCGGCGUCGCGGUGCUCCUAAUCGACGAGGGAGAAGGGCAAAAGAGUGCACAGAAACGAGCAUUCUUGCGCGUAAGAAUGGGACAAGGAUCGAUUCGCGAAAGAGGAAGCGAAAAACGGUUCAAGGAGGAUAAAUCGAGACGCGCUUGGUGACUACUUCAGGACGAGAGUAGUAAAAGCGAGUAGUAAAAGCGAACGACAUCCGAGACAGCCGUACACCCAGCUCGCAAACCGGAGAGGUGCUCUCGAAACGUGCGCUUAGGUCCGCCUCGAGAGCAUGGUAACCACUUCUCCACUGGAAGUAGUAGCGGACAAAUACGGCCGCGCGGUCGCCUAGACCCGGAGUAGGACUACUUCGCGAUCACUGGCAAGUAGAAACGUGAACGAACAGCUCGGACUCUGGCGUGGCUUGCCAAACGCGCGCUCCCACUACUUGCCCGCGGCGUCGUGGCUACCGCAAUUUCUACCGGGCAGCAGACACUCGUUCAUCAAUCAGCGAUCGGGCACGCGUUAAGCCUCGGCUAUUCUCGCUGUCCACACACGAGGCGUCUUCGUUAAAGACUCUAUAUAUAUAUACAUAAAUAAACAAAUAUAUGUAUAUAUAUAUAUAUAUAGAUACGUCGCGCGAUACAUAGAACUAAAUAUGUCGCGACGCAAGCGAAUCGGCAGGCAGGAGCUCAAUCGCGGAAAGGCGAAUCCACGAGCAUACAUACCAUAAAACAUUGCCAGUCUAGGUAUCUCUAGUUCUUAAACGGAGAAAAAUACCUUCGAUAUAAACACUUGUCAAUUUAGCCACCAUUAUACAUAGUAACGUUAACUAACGCUAAGAACAACUCGUCGGUUUGAAGCGACGAUUCAAUCGAGAGCAACUUGAGGACGGAAAAAUAUAGGAUUAUCGACGUUCGUCGAGGUCGAGGAUGAAUCGUCGCUCUGACGCCGUCAGCAGCGUUCGCGCGCAGAGGAAACGUAGCGGAAAUCGCAUGGUGGCAUGUGUGCGCGUGUAUGCAAGCGAAUGAGAGAGAGAGAGAGAGAGAGAGAGAGAGUGCGAAUGAACGCGCGAGCACUAGUGUAUGAGUGAAGAACGUAGAACGAAAAAACGGCGGGAAAAUUCAUAUUCCAAACGAAGAUAAACAAUGUACUAUCGGAGACUGGUGCGACUUAUUAUCUCUUAAGUACAGUAAGUAUAUGUAUAUUAACAUAUUGUAUAAACGCACGCGCGUACGCGGCCACGUUAGGUAUGCGCGUACAUGCAUAUUAGACACGUGCGUGCACACGUGCGUACGCAGGACGCGUACGAACGAUCUCGCGUGAGCAUUCUCUACGCGCGAGGGAGAGAGAUGACAAGUGGAAGGGGAUAACGCGACGCGGGACGCCCACGACGAAAGCGGCUCGGGUUUCACGGUGGCGGCCUCACUUCAACAUCCGCAUUUAUUUGGAUUACGGCCAAGUAAGAGCCAAAUCUCUCUCUCUUUUCAUUUCGUAGGACUUUUUUACGAUUUUUCACCGCGCGACUUUUGUAUUUCUGUAUGUAUAUGACUCACGUCGCCGCUACGGUAAAAUCGGUGUAACUGUCGUCACUCGUCCCCAGGGCGUCCCUACGUGCGUGUGCACAUGGCUCAAUCGGGAGUACUCUUAGCUCGUACUACGUAGUCGCGACUGUUUACAUAGGGAAACUCCCGGGACGUAAUGAUUAUAGAUCGGACGUAAAAAUACUCUAAUCGAGUUGAUAAAAAUUGAGGGGGACAAUGGACCAAGGCAGAAUGCAACUCGGCAUUCGUUCGAUAUCUGCUUUUACUUAAAAGAUAUUUUCGUUAAAAAAUAAUUAAUAUAUUAUAUACGUUUCACAAAUAUGGUAAAAAUCAUGGCGGAGAAACAGAUGUGAUAAAAAUUAAUUUAUACACUCGCAAUUAUCAUCCUGUUAGUAAGAGGCUGUUACUCCAAAAUAUUAGAACAUUUCCAUUGAGAAUUUUAUUCGCGCAUCUUAAAUUACAUUCGUUUGUAUAUAUUGCCUGUAACGAUAACAAACCAACGCAGCCGGAUUUUGUUUAUUUAAUUUAUGGCUAAUCCCAUCAACAUCCUUUAUAGUAUUUAUGCAAGAUGAGAAAGACAGUAAAAUACAAUCUCUCUUAUUUGUGCGAAUUGUUUUUAGCUCCGAGUUUACAACGGUCUUCUCGUUUCAACGUAUUUCGUGGCCCAAUGUUUUGUCAAUUUAAUUAACGUUAAUUGCAUGGUGUUCUACUUCCUUCUCUCGCUGCGCACUCGCUACUCGUACUUUCUGAAAUCCUGUUCACCAUUACGGGCCAUCGAUCACUUACACAAGAAGUUUCCAAAACCUACACUCGAAACUUUCUUCUUUGCGCUCUUCAUAUAUAAACUACCUAGUAGCCGAGCUACUUUCUUUUAAAUGUAGCCAAUUCUGCCUCUUGGAUUGGAUGCUAUCUUUCGCUGUUGUAAUUUUCAUAAUUAUUCAUCUUAAUAAUUAAACUUCAAUUUAAAACUUUAUUGUAUCUUAUUUGAAAUUGAUAUUGAAAAAUAAACUCUUAUAUUACGUAUAUUUAUUUCUUAAAAACUUGACUCUUUAAAACUUGCCAAUCUCCAAGCGCUGGCAAUAUAAGAACAAUUGAGCGACAUUCUUUUUAGUUGGACUUCUGAUGUUUAUGAUUUAGGAAAAGCGCGGAAAACUUCAGGAACGUUCUAUAUAUACAUAUAUACAUGCAAGCUCUCUUUUUGCUGGCCUUCUCUCUUGCUCCUUGGACGUAGCGGCUGACUGCAAGCUGGGCCGUGGAAGCUUGCCAUUCAGGAUAUCGACCAGCUGACACGCCCAACCCACCCUCUGACUCUUUCUCAUCCCUUCUAACGCCCUCCCCCCCCUUCCCCCCAUCCCCACCGCUCUUACUCUUCCUCUCCCCAUUCUCGUCCUCCAUUCUAUUUCGCAAUCGCCAAAUAGUCCGUUCACGAAACGCUACUGUCAGUCGUGCAUUUAAUAAGGAGAUCGUUGUCUUGGCAUACCCCGUGAGAAUUCUUUAUGGGAACAGAUAUCGGUAGUCCAGAAUUCUGCCUUGGGUCACUAUUCCAUCUCAGAUAUUCGAAAGAAACGAAGGAGGGAUGGUCAUAUAUGAGCGUCACGUUUUAUCAAUGCGAUUUUUAUUAGAUAACAUCGGUCAACUUUAUCGGUUUUCUCAUCGAAAAGAGAAUUACGAAUUCUCAGUAGAAACGAUUACACGGCAUUUUUAGCAUUUCAAUUACGAGAGAUACAACCUAAAUAAAUUACUAAAUUCAAUCAACAACGUUCUUUUGCUGAACAAACGUUUAAAUUUCACACAAAAAUCGAAAAAUAAAAAUAUAAAAGUACAUACAUUUUCAAGUAACUAAAUUGUCAAAGCUGCGCGUAUAAAAAAAGCACUAGUUUAGAUUUUUUUUUUAAUACACUCGAUUAAAUAUGAUUCUCUAAAUAAUAUAAACAACGUCAUUAAAACGGUUUGUAAGAUAUUCAGAAAACAUCUAAUAAUAAUUAAUAGACCUCUUAGGUAUGUUAAUAACAUUUUAGACAUUUUUAGAUGUUUUUUUAAUGAAUGUCUUGUUCAAAUUGAUAUCGACAAAUCUGAUUCUAAAAAAUAAUUCUAGGACCGUGAAUAAGAAGUAACUUUAAAAAUUUCAAGUAUCUACGUCAAUUUUGUAUUUUCAUAGUAGCUCGUACUUUAGAAUCACAAUUUGAGACCGGUAUAAUUUCGAUCGCGAUUUUCCGUUGUCGCAAGUAAACAAUAGCGGCGAGCUCUCGGUGUUCACAACGUCCAAAUUUCAAGUCAGUGAGUUAUGCCGGUUCAAUUUAAAUCGUUGUACUUUUAUUCUUUCGCGAAGAUGAUUGCACGCGCUUUCUGGCUUUCUCGACUUUUCCAGACACCAGCGCGAUUAAAUGACACCCGGUAGACUUACACCUCGCGUAGUUCAGAUGCGACAAUUCAUCAUCGCGGACACACUCGAUCGCGGCGUUUGAUCCGCGCGUUUAAUUCACUUAUUUCGCUUCCGCGUUUUCCGCGCCGAACACUCGUCAUCCGGUUCUCAAUCGCGGUCACGCGAUAAUGCAAAUAACAGCGGUGCGAGUUUGUUGUGCGCGAGAAGGCGCAAAUCGCGUGCCCAGCCCUCGUUCGUUUCUUUCUUCGGCUGCACUCGUACAUAAUAUAUAAGUAUCGAUACAUUUCUCCACGUCCGCCCCAACCGGAAGCGUUGUGUGCAAUUUAUAUAACUAUACAUCCGUUGUCUAUUCGGAGUCUCUAUAAUAACGGGAGAGAAGUGGGGGGGGGGGGGGGAAGAGGAUCUAACUCGUUUUAUCGUUGUGAUAUAUUCUAUGGUAGCUAUAUGCAUUUAUUCGCGCGUACAUGAUGACAUAUACGCGUGCCUAUUGUUUACACUGGAUCUUUAAGUGGGACAAACGGCGGGAAUUGGCGUGUCCAUGGUCAGAGGCGAUGAAAAACUCUUCCUUAGAUAGGCAUACAGUUAGGUGUAAAGUAAAGCAAAUAAUUAAAUAACGUAAUAAUUAAUUAACUAUAUAGAACGAAAUAAUUAACGUAAUAAAGAACGCGUCGAUGCAUCUCGCGAUACAUGUUAGCAUCGAAUGAACGAUAUUCCUUUUGAAUGCGCGAUAUUAAAUCAAUCCAUCAAUUGUUAACGUAAUAAUGAUCGAUUACGAACGAUGCUAUUAUAAUUCAGAAUAAUCGAUUACGCAUUAAUUUUUUUGAGAAUACGCGCAUCCGUUAUAAUUUCUUGAACGCUUAGAUUCCCUAUUCAUUUAACUCAUUAUGAGGUUAUCGGGAAUAUCUUGUUAUUAUAUGUAUAAUUCUAUUAUUUGUGUAAGAUAUUCGUAUAACGUUCGAAUGAAUUUCUAACAUUAUGCAUUUGCUUGAGCUGAAUAAGUAUUCGAAGUUAGGAAACUUCGUUGAUCCAACGUUGAAAUGAAUUUAGUAGCAGAAGACUCAUAAUCAAGUGUAUUCAUUUACGAUAAUUCAAUCGCUCAACGCGAUUUCUUGUGCCGAAUAUAAACAAAAAACGCGUGCAUUGUAUAAGCGCAAAUCGAGAUUAUGCACGUCAUACGGGACGCGUCAAUUCCCUACAGACGUCACGAUCGACAAUUAUUAUUAUUAUUAAUCUCACUAAAAUUUUUAUUACCUUUAUUAUUAUCUUUAUUAUCGUUAAUCAUUAUAAAUGACCGUUUAAACAUAACGGCGUUCUUUAUCCUCUGGCAGGAUGAUUACUUGCGUUAUCAGCGGGCACUUAUAUCGCGUAUAAUGUUACUAAAUAGAUGAAGUCGUUAUAAAAACAAAGAGCAGCCGGCGCGCAGGCAUCUCGAGAUUUAAUGAGAAGG